Messenger RNA from Poeciliopsis prolifica (blackstripe livebearer), 1888 nucleotides. RefSeq names its product protein SCO1 homolog, mitochondrial (gene sco1). The record is from RefSeq and is a predicted model, not a curated record. The transcript is spliced from 7 exons. The coding region runs from base 16 to 948 and encodes 310 amino acids. Lineage: Eukaryota; Metazoa; Chordata; Actinopteri; Cyprinodontiformes; Poeciliidae. Gene Ontology annotation, biological process: mitochondrial respiratory chain complex IV assembly.
UCAUGUAACUUCCGGAUGUUAAGCAGUAGCGGUUCCGUAAAGGUUAAAGCCAACAUGAGCGCUCUGUUCCAGAACCUGGGCUGCUGGCUGGUUCAGAGUAAAGCCCUCCAGAACCGAACCGUCAGACUCGCUCACAGUUUAAGUGGAAGGGAAGCCGGGCGGAAACACGCGCUGUCUGCGCGGACUGAGCUCUGCUACCUGGUGAUCGCCAGCCGGUGGCACAGCUGCAGAGGAACACAAUGGCUGAAGCUUCACAGCUCCAGAUCGGUUUCCUCUCUGCCCUCAUCAGGCGACAAGUCCAAGAAGUCAGGGCCUGUGACAUGGAAAUCUUUAGCGGUCACGUUUGCUAUCGGAGGAGCUCUGCUGGGAGGGAUGAAAUAUUUCAAGAAGGAAAAAGAGGAGUUGAUUGAGAAGGAGAGGAACAAGUCGCUGGGCCGGCCGGCGCUGGGCGGCCCGUUCUCCCUCAUCGAUCACAACAACAAACCGUCCAGGAGCGAGGACUUCCUGGGCCGGUGGAUCCUGAUUUACUUUGGCUUCACGCACUGCCCAGACAUCUGCCCCGACGAGAUCGAGAAGAUGAUCGAGGUGGUGGAUGAGAUAGACAGAAUCAAGAGUCUUCCCAACCUGACGCCCCUCCUGAUCACCAUCGAUCCGGACAGAGACACUGCAGAGGCCAUGGCUGCGUAUGUGAAAGAGUUUUCCCCGAAGCUGAUUGGGCUGACGGGGUCGGCGGCUCAGGUGGAGCAGGUGUCCAGAGCGUACCGCGUCUACUACAGCCAGGGGCCGAAGGACGAAGACAACGACUACAUUGUGGAUCACACCAUCAUCAUGUACCUGGUGGGACCUGACGGAGAGUUCGUCGAUUACUUUGGGCAGAACAAGCGCAGCGCGGAGAUCAGCAGCGCCAUCGCAGCUCACAUGAGGAAGUACCAAAACCAGAAGCGAUGAGGGGGCGGGGCUUAAAGCCCGGCAUGAACUGACUGACCUCAGGCGUCUCACUGCUGCUGUCUUAUAUUAUUACUUUGUGUCUUUUUGUAUUUAUAUCAGGAUUUCUUCUCAGCCAAUUAAAUGAUGUCAUUCAGUUCAGGUUUCCUGAGGGGGGGGUGAAUUCAAGACACUAGCAGUACUUCCUGUUUACAUCCAGAGGUUUUGGCUCCACCUACAGGUUGGGAAACAGACGUUUUUUCUUCUCUGAGGACGUUGUUGACUCCAGUCCUUAGGGUCGCCGUCCUGCAGUUUUUAGAUGUGCCUCAGGUACAAAACACAGGAAUGAAAUGGUUUAAUUACCUCCUCCUGGUUCUCCAGAGCCUUAAUCACCUAAUUAUUGUAUUCAGGUUGAUGCAGCAAAGGCUCAGAUAAAAGUUGCAGGACACCGACCCUGCAGGACUGGAUGUCGACACCCCUGCUCUAGUGGACGGACAGAGAGUCGAACCUGCGACGGUGCGACGCCGACUAAGGGUUGUGCUAAACCGCCACAGCGCGGCCCACGGAAACAUCAAAGGUUUCUUCAGUUUUGAGAAUCUGUUAAGUUUUUUUAUUUGCAGGAAGUGCUUUAAAGCUUAUUUAUGUCAAAUCUUGAGUCUUUUUCAGUGAUUCAAAUGCUUAAUAAAAUUAAAAAUGAUAGUUUAGUUCAUGUGAGUUUUAAAAUUCGGCCUAUCCAACGUUUCCAUCAGUCUGACAGGACGGACCGUGGCAACCUGUGACCCGGCCUUGUUGCUCUCAACAACAAAGUUCAUGUAUUUUGAAUUUUCAGACAGAAGAUGCUUUCAAAAUAUCUACAGAAACAUUCAUGUUAUCAGUUUUUAUUGCCUUUUUAACCUGUUUUUUUUUUAAUUAUUGCUUCAUUUUCAGUUCCAAAUUUCAUGUACAAUAAACUUACCCAAAAAUC